Messenger RNA from Dromiciops gliroides (monito del monte), 1830 nucleotides. RefSeq names its product pre-mRNA processing factor 19 (gene PRPF19). Gene Ontology annotation, cellular component: U2-type catalytic step 1 spliceosome; Prp19 complex; cytoplasm. The transcript is spliced from 15 exons. The coding region runs from base 240 to 1754 and encodes 504 amino acids. NCBI's taxonomy places the organism in Eukaryota, Metazoa, Chordata, Mammalia, Microbiotheria, Microbiotheriidae. Gene Ontology annotation, biological process: DNA repair; mRNA splicing, via spliceosome; protein ubiquitination. Gene Ontology annotation, molecular function: protein binding; ubiquitin protein ligase activity. The record is from RefSeq and is a predicted model, not a curated record.
GGGCCCGUUGCAUGCCGGGAAGUGCCCGUUUCCGUUAGUUGCCCCAGGAUCCCGCGCGCGACGGGUUCCCCCACGUGAAGCCUCACGCUCGUUCCUCCUCUUUCCCCCUCUCCCUUCCCGAAGCGGAAUCACCCCCGGGAGAGGGGGAGAACCGGAAGUAGAGGCCGCGGCCCCGGAAGCAGAGCCCGGCGGGAAGGGAGUCCCAGCGCGGCGGCGGUCGCGGCGGCGACGGCGGCGCCAUGUCCCUCAUCUGCUCCAUCUCCAACGAGGUGCCCGAGCACCCCUGCGUGUCCCCGGUCUCCAACCACGUGUACGAACGGAGGCUCAUCGAGAAGUACAUCGCGGAGAAUGGCACCGACCCCAUCAACAACCAGCCUCUGUCCGAGGAGCAGCUCAUCGACAUCAAAGUUGCCCACCCCAUCCGGCCCAAGCCACCGUCUGCUACAAGCAUCCCGGCCAUCCUGAAGGCCCUGCAAGAUGAAUGGGACGCGGUCAUGCUGCACAGCUUCACCUUGCGCCAGCAGCUGCAGACCACCCGCCAGGAGCUGUCCCACGCGCUGUACCAGCACGAUGCCGCCUGCCGUGUCAUUGCCCGUCUCACCAAGGAGGUCACUGCUGCCCGAGAAGCUCUGGCCACGCUGAAGCCCCAGGCCGGUCUCAUCGUCCCCCAGGCCGUGCCAAGCUCUCAGCCCAGCGUCGUGGGUGCUGGCGAGCCGAUGGAUUUGGGAGAGCUGGUUGGAAUGACCCCCGAGAUCAUCCAGAAGCUUCAAGACAAAGCAACAGUGCUCACCACGGAGCGUAAAAAGAGGGGGAAGACGGUGCCGGAGGAGCUGGUGAAGCCAGAGGAGCUCAGCAAAUACCGGCAGGUGGCAUCACAUGUGGGGCUGCACAGUGCCAGCAUCCCGGGCAUCCUUGCCUUGGACCUCUGCCCCUCGGACACCAACAAGAUCCUCACCGGAGGGGCGGAUAAGAACGUUGUUGUCUUCGACAAGAGUUCAGAGCAGAUCCUUGCCACGCUCAAAGGGCACGCCAAGAAGGUCACCAGCGUGGUGUUCCACCCGUCCCAGGAUCUGGUGUUUUCUGCCUCCCCAGAUGCCACCAUCCGCAUUUGGUCGGUUCCCAAUGCCUCUUGUGUGCAAGUCGUCCGGGCACACGAGAGCGCCGUGACUGGCUUGAGUCUUCAUGCCACGGGUGAUUACCUCCUGAGCUCUUCUGAUGAUCAGUACUGGGCCUUCUCUGACAUCCAGACAGGGCGGGUGCUCACCAAGGUCACCGAUGAGACUUCGGGUUGCGCCCUCACCUGUGCUCAGUUCCAUCCUGACGGGCUGAUUUUUGGGACAGGGACCAUGGACUCUCAAAUCAAGAUAUGGGACUUGAAGGAACGCACCAAUGUGGCCAAUUUCCCUGGACACUCUGGCCCCAUCACCAGCAUCGCCUUCUCAGAGAAUGGCUAUUAUUUGGCUACUGCGGCCGAUGAUUCGUCCGUCAAACUCUGGGAUCUUCGCAAACUCAAGAAUUUCAAGACGUUGCAGCUGGAGAACAACUUUGAGGUGAAGUCACUGAUCUUUGACCAGAGUGGCACAUACUUGGCCCUUGGGGGCACUGAUGUUCAGAUCUACAUCUGCAAACAGUGGACAGAAAUCCUCCACUUCACAGAGCACAGUGGCCUGACCACAGGGGUGGCCUUUGGGCACCACGCUAAGUUCAUCGCUUCAACUGGCAUGGACAGGAGCCUCAAGUUCUACAGCCUGUAGGCCCCGUCCCCUCCAGAAAAACUGAGGCCUUGUCUCCGUAGUGGGUAGCAAUUAGGGGUGGGGGGUGGGAAGGGGG